This is a messenger RNA of Bemisia tabaci, 2409 nucleotides long. Lineage: Eukaryota; Metazoa; Arthropoda; Insecta; Hemiptera; Aleyrodidae. The record is from RefSeq and is a predicted model, not a curated record.
GCUGAGCCAAAUUAAACACGACUGCUCAGAAAUUUAGGUGGAAAGACAAUGUUAAGGUACAAAGGUAUGAUGUUACAGGAACUAUGAGUCAUCACACAGAAUUUGACAGAACGUCACAUAAUGUAGAAACACAGGUACCAAAAGGAACAGCUCCCGAUGGAAAAUUAUUCUAAAGGUAAAAAUGUGGAAGAAGAGUGGAUCAAAGAAAAUAUUCCAAUACCAAACUUGCCAAAAGAUUUUUUAUGGAUGCAGGUUAAACCUAGCAGUAAAAUGAAUAACUUACUUACCUUUGCAUUGAAAGAAUUCAAAGAUAGAAAAGACAUUGUUUGGAGCGGAACUGGUCCUGCCAUCUCCAAGACCAUCAGCUGCGCUGAAAUAACAAAACGAGAAAAUGCUGGACUCUACCAAAUCAGUAAAAUUUGCUCUCGCAAAUUCGAGGAACACUGGGAACCAAAAAUUAAUGGCCUAGCACCUCUCAUAGUUCAAAGAGAUGUACCUGCUAUUCACAUCCUUCUUUCAAGGGAGCCACUAAAUAAGGAGGAGCCUGGGUACCAAGAUUCCGAACUAAAUGGCCUGUUUUGGAAAUCUUCUUGUUCUUCCCAUAAAAAACGACCAAACAGACCAAAACCGAACGAUGACCAAUACUUGUCAAUGGGCCUCCAUAUUGGGAAACACAAAUAUUUAGGAAAAAAUAAGUCAUCAAGAGCACCAAAACCACCUCCCAGUAAGAAUCCACCAGGGGACAAUUGAUUUUUAGAUCUAUAACUUUAAUAUGUAUUUAAAAAAAUGUAAUUUAAAAAGAAAGCCUUAACAAAUCUAUGAGAUCAUCUUUUUCUCAGGAAUCUUGAGCAGUAAACAGUACAAGAAUACAACUGACAGUCAGUGUUCUGCCUUCACGGGUGCUAUGCUCCUAAAAAUUGGGUUUUGGCGCCUAUAAAUUGUGGGAGCUAGACCAUCAGGGCACCCUAAAUCUGUCGAUUCUUUUCCAACUCACAAUCGAGGUUUUUAUUUUAGAAUUUGACAAAAUCUUGAUGUUAAUUUCUUUGAUAACUUUGCAUCAAAAUUAGCCCCUAAUGUGCAUGCAACAAAACAACCAUUUUUUCUACUUCUCUCCUCAAUAAUCCAAUCAUUGGUAGCCAAAGUCUACUGGAGCUUAUCUCAGUUUGCGACAUUGUAAGUCUCUGUUUGUGUUUUAUUUUUUAAAGGAAAAAUAACCAACAGUUUCUACUGAUCAACAUAAUGCAUAUAAUUUUUUCCUUUAUUCAUUAACACUUCUGUAUAAUUACUUUUUGUCAGUCGUGUUCUGCCUUCCCGGGUGCUAUGCUCCUAAAAAUUGGGUUUUGGCGCCUAUAAAUUGUGGGAGCUAGACCAUCAGGGCACCCUAAAUCUGUCGAUUCUUUUCCAACUCACAAUCGGCAGCUAUAGCACAUCAUGCAUAUGCAAAAUGUUAAUUUGGCUCCUAAAAGUUGGGCUUUCAGGCCAAAGCGGCCCCUAAAAUUUUAGUAGGAAGGCAGAACACGACUGACAAAAAGUAAUUAUACAGAAGUGUUAAUGAAUAAAGGAAAAAAUUAUAUGCAUUAUGUUGAUCAGUAGGUUCAAAUCUUAAAUAGGAUAUUAAUAACUGCCAUCACGAUGUACUCUAUGAGUUUUCUUUGCAUUUAUUGGAUAUGACAAAUCUGUCUUGUCCAAAAAUCUUAUUGUUGUGAUGUUUUAUAGUGUUUUGAAAAAUUAGAAGCCGUUUUAAACUUUCUGAUCUUUUUUUCUUAAAGAUAACAAUUUCUUAUGCCAGCAAAGUUUUAUUUACACUGAAUUCCUACCAAAAGAUUUUCCUGAAAAGAAAAAAGAAAAGUUCCUUGUUCUGAGUUAAAAUUUCCUAUGGAAAUAUUAUUACCGUGUGGGUAGUGAAUCUUGAACAAAAAUGUUGAUCUCAGAAGCAGCCUCUAAGAAGUGCUUAACACUCAGGAUUUUAGUUUUUCUGCUGACAGGAAAGAGGAACUGAAUCCGUCCUCCUCAAAAAGACUCAAGCGCAAGAAAUGAAAAUACACGAAAAGUAGAAGAAACAGUCUUAACAGACUCGUUUUAAAUCUAAUACUUAUUAAUUAUCUGCUCACGUUAUUUAUUACUUCAAUAUUUUAGAGCUCUGAGGUUUUGAUCAGGUCGCUCUGUACGGCUUUAACUGUUUUUCUUGUAUUUUCAUUUGCUCAUAUUGCUUUGCUUAGAAGAGAUUUAUGUUUUUUAAAAAUUUUCAGACAUUAAAAAGUUCUUUGUCCACCUACGAUGUAUAAUUGAGACUUUUAUUCCAUGUUUAUAGCAAGUCCUUUUAAGAAUUUCCUUUUUGCUACUUUCAGUCUACGUCUCUUGGUACAUUUUUUACUACUUCAUGUGAGAAAUACAUAAUUUUACUUUCAA